GAAACUUUCAAGGGAGUUCCACUGCUGUUACCAAGGGAGGGUCCGUACGAUAUUGACCUUAACCUGACCUUCUUCCGUCUGAAAGGGAAGAGUCAUUGUUUGAAGAUUCCGCACAGCAGUAUAGUAGAGCUAUUCUUGCUGCCAAAGGGUGCACCAGAAUCUGAUGUUUUUGUCAUCAUGGAAAUCGAGAAAUCAGAUUCCCUCCCUCCAUAUAUUGUGCUGGAGGAAGCAAGCAAUGGAAGGGUUACAAACGCUCUUCAGGACAUGUUCGAUGACAAGAUCAAAGGACCCGACAAAAUUCUCAAGGCAUACUAUGGAGCUUCAGAGGGGUGGCUGUACACUCUGGAGAGGUUGAUAUUUUUCUUACCAAGGCCAUUCAUGAUGAUCGAAUAUGACAAGAUCGAGAGGAUAAAGUUCGUGAAGCAUUCCAACACUAAAGAACACUACAAGUUCUUCAUCAAGGUGAAUAAUGAGCCAGAAAACAGCUUCAUGAUCUGGAAGAAGGAUGCCCAGCCACUUCUUGAAUACAUGAGUGGUAAGGGGGUGAAGUGUUCAAACGUUGAAAAGCAAGUGGCGGAAUGGGAGAAAGAGUUGAAGGCUAAGCAAGAUGAGGUUAAAGCCCUGGUGAAAACGGAGGCGGCGACUGAGAUACAGGCUGAGAUAACGGCUGAGAUCCUGCAGUUAGAAGAGAAAAUUCAGAGUGCGCGAGAAGGCCCCAAGGCUAUAUGAAAAUAGUGUUCGGCUGAAAGCAAAGAAGGGAAGAUGGAGAAGAACAACAUCACAAGAAGAGUAUAUAGACGUUGCAGCUCUUUGGUAAAAAAGGAAAGUAUUUGAACUUUUCCUUUUACUUCCUUUGUUGUAGAGAUUUAUCGACAGAUUUCCACUCAAUUUGCACAACAAUCUCGUCCUGUAGAGAUUCGUCCAACAGAAGUUCCAAAUUACCAUGGAUAAUAUCCUUGUACAGAGUACAGUACUGGUGUUGCACUGUUGCUACUUUCAUGGAAGUUCAUAGGGAAACACUCCAUUUACAUGUGGAAACAAACUGAGGUUUUAACUCAAGUUUGGGGGGGG
Linum tenue is the source of this 1071-nucleotide messenger RNA. NCBI's taxonomy places the organism in Eukaryota, Viridiplantae, Streptophyta, Magnoliopsida, Malpighiales, Linaceae. The record is from the annotation of a GenBank genome assembly.